AUGCCUCUCCAAAACACCGAGUCCGUCUCUGAGGGCUCUCUCACCAAUAGUCUGCACUCCAGUCCAUGUGCCAGAGUGGCAUGGACCUGCCGGCACGCCAGCCUGAAUUUUUCCCGGCCUGGUUCCGUGGACGAUACGAACGUCACACCUGAAGUCAUCUCCCACCUGCUCGUCCUCUUUGGUCAGCUUGAAGAACAAGGGGCGGUCUUGUCCUUCACGAAUGGAAAGACCUGGGGGGCCAAGUGGCAGGAAUACACCAAGACUUGGGAUGAUGUUCAUUGGAACGGGGAUACAUACCCUCCACGGGACGACGCGACGGGUCCUUGUCCAUUCGACCACGGCCACGACCACGAGAAUGACAAUGAGACGCAGCACUCGGCUGGUGACGACCGGGCAGUUCCCUCCCCUUUCGACGAUAGCGACGAUCUGAGUGACCUCUCGGUCCAAUAUACCGUAAUGCAUGAUCGUUGCGAAGAUCUCAUCGACAUGACAUCGAGUCUCAGCUUGGAAGGCUCAGUCAUCAACCCUUUGCCAUCUCACGUUACUGCGCAGUCACCCCGAACCGUCCUCUCCGCCGACUCUAUAGACACCUUUGCGGGCUCCGCCAGUAGCUAUAUGCCGACCUCUGUCCAGAGACCACAGCCGCAGACUGGAGUUGGCCGCAGCCGCUGUCACAUCGCUCCCAGCGAGGACCGGUUUAGUUCAGCUGCAUCCAAAGACGGCCCAUACAUGACCAUGCCUCCCCAACAGCUCAGUAGGGUCGAAGAAUGGGUCGCUCAACUCGAUUUGGGGGACAGGAGCCAAGGUUCUACAAGCUCCAUCUGUGACCGUGGGGCCGGACGCGAACGCCAAGCGAUGCAGACGCCUCUAUCCUCCACAGGAAAUGCCAUGGACAUAACAGAGAAUAACUACAGGCGUCUUUGCAUGGCCAUCGAGGAGGUUGGGGGAGCCAAGACGGAGCUGCUUCACCUUUUCUACUCUCAAGGGGAAAGAGCAAUUGUUUCGGUGCGCGAGCAUCUAGAAGGCAUGAUGGACACCAGUCUCCGUCAUGGCCGCAGCACGGAGGACAUUGGUGCCUUGUUUCGUUCGAUGAGAGCCAAGUUGCUGAGACUCUCAGAGGCAGAUUGGGAUGCUGCAGACGCCGAAAAGGUUCGAAAGAAGGAAGCUCAGUUCGGGAGUGCUAACCAGAGGCUGCGCUCUCUAGAAGAGAGGGUUCGUCUUUGGACAGAACUGGACAACUAA
Messenger RNA from Clonostachys rhizophaga, 1242 nucleotides. The record is from the annotation of a GenBank genome assembly. NCBI's taxonomy places the organism in Eukaryota, Fungi, Ascomycota, Sordariomycetes, Hypocreales, Bionectriaceae.